Messenger RNA from Marchantia polymorpha subsp. ruderalis, 2113 nucleotides. The record is from the annotation of a GenBank genome assembly. Lineage: Eukaryota; Viridiplantae; Streptophyta; Marchantiopsida; Marchantiales; Marchantiaceae.
CUACGAAGGGCCAGGUUUCGACGACAGAAUCGAUGUUAGAAAGACGGACAGACAGAGAGAAGAGCGAGAGUGGAUCUUUCGAGCACACAGAGAGAGGGGCAGUGAGUAAGGUGCAUCCUCAUGCAUCACCUCGCUCGCUCAGCCCAGCGUUGGGCGAAAUCGCUGAUUCCGCCCAAUUCUUCGUCGUCUGCGGCGGCAGCAGCAGCAGGGUCUGUUGCGCCUGUGUUUAUUGAUCUCUUGAGAGGAUCGACCAGAGGAAUCAGCUCCAGCAAUUUCGCCUUGAGGGCAAAGGGAGCUGCGGUUUUUGGUGGCGGCGGCGGUGGUGGUGAUGAUAAGGAUGGCGAAGAUGAGGAUGCGGAUGAAAAGCCCAAAAGGGGGAAGAAGAAGAUGGUGGAGAUUAGUGACGAAGAUAUAGCCUCGGAGCCCAUGGACUACAUUUUUGCAGGGGUGCCCCCGGAUUUCAAAGCACCCCGGUUAUCUGAUGAGGCCAAGGAGAAAAUGUGGAAAGCCUACUCUGACAGCCCGAAUGAUGAGAUGAUCGAUAAAUUGGCUGAGAGGUUUAAGAUCCGGAAGCAGAGGGUACAUGCAAUUUUGUGGUUGAAGGAGAUCGAAAAGAAAGAGGAGGCUGCUCGUGGGUCUCCCUUAGAGGAUGAUAUUGAGAAAGCAUUUGAGCAGAUCCACGGGGCUUACGACAGCGCAACUAAUGAAAGACAUUACACACUACCCCGGACUAUGCCAGACUUCACUGUGCAGCCGGAGGGUUGGGAAGGUUCAGUGAAGGCAGAGGGUCAAAAUAUUGAUGAAGUUUCGGCCAAGGAAGAGAAGAUGAUGGUAGAAGAGUUCGAGCAUCGAAUGGCGUUCAACAAGUUGCAGAUUUCUGGCGUAAUAAAAACCGAUAAGCUAAGUCGUGUGAGGCCUGCUGAAGGCUGGAGCUACCUGGUUGAAGAACUCGGUGAAGCUGGGAAAAGAGGGAGGCGAGGUGGCAGACGGUUUGUUGCGCAAGCUGAUGGUAGUCACCGAGGUUUGAAUGACAUAGAGAAAAUGUUUCUGAAGAGAGAGACUGUGAGGCCUCGAAGAAGAUUAACUCCUAAGUAGAGGAAUUUUAGGUCGAAUUGUUCGUCUUGAAUGCACAUCAUUCUUCACCGCAAGUUGUAAAGGCAAUUUUGAUGCUCAAAGAUUUGUAUCCCAUUUGAGGGAAAGAAACUUAUACGAUCACCUUAGACCCAGUUUUAGAAGACUAACAAAUUCACAACCUCGUACAGCCGUGAAAAGCAAGGCAGUUUCACAACAGCCAACGCAGUGAACUUCUAAUUAUCUGUAUGUUGUUGGAACCCUUGUUCAUUGAGGCUGGUCGAUGCACACCUUUCCCCAGGGUCACGAUUUUGGUGUGAAAUUUCCCCAAUCCCUCUGCUCUCCCGCCCAGUUUAUCUCUGUCUGGAUGCAGUCAUUUGUUAUCUUGUGGUGGAUCGCAACUUCAUGUUUCAGUUAGCUGAGGAUGAGUAUCCUCAAUUGGAGAAGUGAAGUGAGAAGACUUGAUUCUUCAUAGAACCCCACAUCUCCAAGUGAGGGUGCUCAUCUUCAUCUGAUUGUGAAUGCUGGUGGUGGCUCGCCAUUCAACAUGUAAGGUUCAAUACAUCUCAAGCUUUUAAUGUGACUGCUUCUCGUCGCUAUGUUUUGAGGAGGGAAGCUGUUGCAGCCAAUUUGUAGCUAGCAAGGUUUUUAGAUUUGGAGAGAAACUCGUUCCUCCUUGGAAUUUGCCCCAGGUUCAUGGGGUAGGAGCAAAGUUCUGGUGAAUACAAUAUCGGCAGAAGCUGUCGUGGAUACAUCGGCCACAAAGGAGUGACUUCUAUUGUCGAAACUCCUCAUUUAGUAUUAUCAGUACCAUGAUCUAGUCGUACAGUGCGAUCAUCCCGCAGUCUCUUUGUGGGAUGAUCAGCAUUAGAAGCUGAGAUUGAGUGAGUAAAACAGUUUCACGAUUUAUUCCAACUCAGGAACUUGAUUUUUGACUUUGAGGUCGAAGUGAGGUAUGUGUUGCCCCACUUCAUACCGGUUCACGAAAAUACAUGGAUAACAGUUAUGCACCGUUAUCCCCAUGUUGGAAGCAGCGCUUCUG